Molecule: messenger RNA, 1611 nt
Organism: Malus domestica (apple)
Lineage: Eukaryota; Viridiplantae; Streptophyta; Magnoliopsida; Rosales; Rosaceae
Source: RefSeq, a predicted model, not a curated record
AAACGUUUUUGUUUAAUUUUGUGUUGUGCUUGAUGGAGGGUUCGGGAUUGGUUCAGUUUCCUCGUCAAUAGGCAUUUUUUCCUUCACUGUUGUUCUACAGCAAUUUAGAUUGCUCUAUGUCCUUCAUUAAGCUGAGGAAUUCUUGCAGCUAAUCAAUUUGGUUGGAUGUCAACUCAAACAUAACUGUCUGUGUGAGGUAGAAUGGUGAGUGUGAACUUGGUUGGGAGAUGUGUGUGUAUAACAGUUUCCGGUGGCUAAAGCGGGUAGCAUUCUUGAUCCGGUGCAGAUUUUUGGAUCACUCGGAUUUAUUAAGUGAAACUUUUUUUCCAUGUUUCCUUUAAUCUGCAGCCAUACAUGUUAUGAACCUAUAUGUAUAAAAUACAUCCUAGGUGCUAUGAGUGGGUGCUCUUUGGAGUUACCGUUGUCUCUAAAUUGGUUUCAUUUGUCUCUCACAAUGUGGUCGUGCACUGCUAUAUUAUUUAAACUUUUUCCUCUCUCGCAAGCAUUUGUCUUGUCUUCCAUUUGUUAAUUUUCAGUCUGAUUGUUUUGCAAGGUCAUCAGAUGAGGGACCUUCAAAAAACUCGUGGUACAGAACUGAUUUCAUUUAUCUUAUCUUUUGCAGUACUGGUGAAAGAAACAAAACAAAUUAAAAGAACCGAAAAAAUGGCCUUGCAGCAAUACUUUGCACACGAAUGCAGAUCCGUAUCGGGGGCAACAACAGAUUCAGAAACUUCCAAAGGUGGGUUUGACUGCAACAUCUGCUUAGAAUUUGCGCACGAGCCAGUGGUCACCUUCUGCGGCCAUCUAUUUUGCUGGCCUUGCAUCUACAAAUGGCUUCACGUUCAGAGUGCCUCCCUUGCCUCCGAUGAGUGCCCUCAGUGCCCUGUUUGCAAAGCUGAUAUAUCGCACACCACCAUGGUCCCACUUUACGGCCGGGGCCAAACAACUUCCGAACCUGAGCAUGAAGGAAAGAUGACACUCUACAGGGGAAUGGUAAUACCGCCCAGACCAUCAGCAUGUGAUGUGCAAGCUCUCAUAUCUAGCACCUCUCAGACCGUCCAGCAACUUCCAUAUCGUAACCCUUAUCAGAACCAACAAUAUGACCCUCAAUCAUACGGCAGUUUUGGAGAACAUCCUUCCUCUUCACUCCUUGACCUCGGAGGCACUGCAAUGGCAGGUGUCCACCAUCCGGCGGUUGGGGUAUUUGGAGAAAUGGUUUAUGCAAGGGUGUUCGGAAACUCAGAGAGCGUAUAUGCGUACCCGAAUUCUUAUCACCGAACGGGAAGUAGUAGUCCAAGGCUGAGGAGGCAGGAGAUGCAGGCAGACAAGUCACUAAACAGAAUAUCUAUUUUCUUCUUCUGUUGCUUACUUUUGUGCCUUCUUGUCUUCUGAAGUUCAGAGAUUAGGUCAUUCUCCUUCUCUGCCAUUUUGUUACUGUAUAAUUAACGCUUGUGAACAUUGAUAGAUGAAAUUAGAUGUGAAAUAUAAGAGGUAGUAAUGAUGUUAGAAAUUUCUGACGGCUGGAUGUGCGUUGAAAUUUUUUAGAAAAUUCCAUGAUCAAAUCAUAUUAUGUUGUAUGGAUUAUAGUUUAAACCAAAGUAUAAGUUGUUA